Messenger RNA from Sturnus vulgaris (Common starling), 1383 nucleotides. RefSeq names its product kelch repeat and BTB domain containing 13 (gene KBTBD13). Gene Ontology annotation, biological process: relaxation of skeletal muscle; regulation of the force of skeletal muscle contraction. Gene Ontology annotation, molecular function: protein binding. NCBI's taxonomy places the organism in Eukaryota, Metazoa, Chordata, Aves, Passeriformes, Sturnidae. The record is from RefSeq and is a predicted model, not a curated record.
AUGACCCCAGAGGAGGAAGGUUCCCAGGCAGGGCCCCCAGAGCGGGUGCGUAUCCGGGUGGAGGAGCAGUCAUUCUCGGUGGAGAAGACCCUGCUGGUGGAGAGCAGUGAGUACUUCCGUGCCCUCUUCCGCUCGGGCAUGAGGGAGAGCACACAGGAGGAGAUCGGGCUGGGGGAGCUGAGUGCAGCCGGGUUCCUUGCCAUGCUGCGGGUGCUGGCAGGCGAGAGGCCCAUCCUUGGCUGUGAGGAGACCUUCCAGGCCGUGGAAUGUGCUGCCUUCCUGCAGGUGAAGCCCUUGGCCAAGUACUUGAUCCACUCCAUCAACUCUGACAACUGCAUCCUGCUGUACCAAGCUGCUGCCAUAUUCGGCCUCCUGGAUCUCUUCCACUGUGCCGCUCUCUACAUCAGGGACAGCUACGCUGAGCUGGAGGAGUACCUGGACUGUCUCUCCGAUGACCUGCUGGCCUAUGUGGAGGCCCUCCUACCCAGCACCUUUGUGGCAGUGGGAGCCCAUACACCCACCUUCGAGUUCUUGGAGGAUCUCUCCAGGACCAUCUGCUACCUGGAUGAGGAGACCAACACAUGGAGGACCCUCUCCUGCCUUCCGCUGACUGCCAGCACAUUCCUAGCCGGCAUGGCAACCAUGGAUAAUAAGAUCUACAUUGUGGGUGGCGUCUACGGGGCCAACAAGCAGGUGGUGGAGAGCAGCUUCUGCUACGAUGCUGAUGACAACACCUGGAGCGAGUUCCCCAGCCCUCACCAGCUGCGCUACGAUGUCAGGCUGGUGGGCCAUGAGGGCUACCUCUAUGCUAUUGGUGGCGAGUACGAGAAGAUCUCGCUCAAGUCCGUGGAGAGGUAUGACCUGGCCUCCAGCACAUGGACGUUUGUCUCUGACCUGCCACAGCCGAGCACGGCAGCGCCCUGUGCCCAAGCCUUGGGACAGAUCUUCGUUUGCUUGUGGCAGCCACUGGACACCACUGUCAUCUACGAGUAUGAGACCCAGCAAGACGCGUGGCUUCCUGUCACCGAGCUCAAGCGGCACCAGAGCUACGGGCACUGCAUGGUGGCCCAUCGUGACAACCUCUACGUCAUGCGCAACGGCCCCUACGACGACUUCUUGCGUUGUGUCAUUGACUGCUUCAACCUGACGUCCCGGCAGUGGAGCGCCCUGCCCGGGCAGUUCAUGAACAGCAAGGGAGCUCUCUUCACCGCCGUCGUCAGGGGUGACACCAUCUACACUGUCAACAAGAUGCUGACGCUCCUCUACUCCGUGGAAGAGGAGACGUGGAAGCAGAAGAAGGAGCGGGCAGGUUUCCCCCGCAGUGGCUCCCUGCAGACCUUCCUCCUGCGGCUGCCAAGACGCGACCAUGACAUUGCAACGUAG